UCAAACUUUGGUCAAUUUUAUGGACCUUUUAUCAAAUAGUAAAUUAAUAUAUGGGGCUUUUAUUGUGUGGUGUGUGAGUGAUUGUGAACUUGUGAAAGUUGAUUGAAUAGGUAACCAUAAUUUCACAACAUUAUAUUCAAUGAUUUCGUAACAAAUUUACAUAUUGGUGUAUUUAAGACUUCAUUUAAGUCAUCCUAUAAGCAAAGGUUUUGCACAAUUGACUUUACUCCAUACGACGUUGUGUUAUGUCCAGAGGUGGUAGCUUUCCAAUGGUUUUAAAAAUAACUCAGUGCCCGUCGUGAGCACGGUUUUAGUCGACACCCAGCAUUUUAGCAAACAACCAUGGCUCUAGCGGUGACUCGCGUAGUUCUUCGAUGUGAGGAUGCACAGGAGUCACAAGCAUUAGAUUUGUCAGAAUGCCAACUGAUGCAGGUACCUGAUGCAGUUUAUCACCUCAUGCGACACACAGAGCUCAAGAGCUGUGAUCUCAGUGGAAAUGUCAUCACAAAAAUUCCUCCAAAGUUUGCUGUCAAAUUUAGUUUAAUUACAGAAUUGAACCUAUCAAAUAACCAAAUGGCGAAAUUGCCGGACGAGCUUUGCACCCUGGAGUGUCUACAGCGACUCGACAUCUCUCACAACACAUUUGUGGCUCUCCCAAGCAUUGCCUGCCAAUGUCCCAGUCUCCACACCCUGUUGGCACACCACAACCAGAUUAUUGAGGUGGAUGUCGACAGAUUAGCAAGAUCUCGCGCCCUUGAAUAUGUAGACCUUAGUGAUAACCCCAUACCCCCACGGACACACGAAGAACUGAAGCAGCUUUCGCGACCUUCAGUCACCGUCUCAGAGAGAGAGAAAGAAGAUUGGGAGGAGGACCUAUUAAUAUAGGAGGAUAUGUUUACGACUUGAUUUGCAUUCUGGGCCAGGUAUGACGGCAUCCAGUAGUUCAUAUCUGGCUUUUAAACGGGAGACUGCAAUACUAUGCCUUUGUAUGACAAAACACUGGUCCUAACUCAGCUGUGAUUUAUCUCUGUGAAUUGAGGACGAUAUCAACAUAUGCAGGGAUUUUAAUGAUUGUGUGAAAUGAUAAAACUAUAAAAUAAUAAGGCUUUAGUUUUCACAAAUGUGUGCUCAAAACAAAUGUGUACUUAAUUAGCUUAAUCAGUGUCAAGUUACAUUUUGUUAUAAUAAUUUUGUCAUAAAUAAAUUGCAUUAUUUUUAUAAGUAUAUGUAUAAUGUUUGGAUGGUAUUAUGUUGAUAUAUCUCACUUUAUUGUAUACUAGUCCAUCAUUAAGUAAGUGCAAUGCUUUUUAGUAAUUCCAGUUAGGAAACAUCUAUUAGAUUAAUUAUAAUUAUAUUGGGGCAACAAAUGAAGUUGAUGUUUUUAUGAGGUGAUAUCUUGACUUCGAUCAUAAUCGUGUUGCAAAAAAAUAAGUUGCUAUAUUUUAAGCUCGCUUAUCUAUGUAAUUAAAUAUGGUGACAAGUUGAAAACUUCUUUUUAAAAAUAAAGAUAAAUAAAAUAUAAAUACUACUAGUUCAAUGAUUGUGUUCACAAAAAAAAAUUAAUAAGUAUUAGUCAGUCUCAAAAUAAACUUUGCCUAAAAUGUGAAGUAAACCUGUUGCCCGAAAUAUGUAAAUGUGACUGACAAAAUAUGACUAUUAUUUUUACUCUUAAAGUACAUUUCUAAAAUGUAUGCUAUAUGUAUAGAUAUAAGAUUUUGUGAUGUGUUUUAUAAAAAAAAAUCUGCUAUGAAAUCAAUUAAAAAUUUUAAAAUAA
Plodia interpunctella (Indianmeal moth) is the source of this 1774-nucleotide messenger RNA. It is a transcript of the gene Sclp, whose product is annotated as sclp. The transcript has 4 exons. Lineage: Eukaryota; Metazoa; Arthropoda; Insecta; Lepidoptera; Pyralidae. Gene Ontology annotation, molecular function: protein binding. Bases 343 to 885 code for a protein of 180 amino acids. The record is from RefSeq and is a predicted model, not a curated record.